Molecule: messenger RNA, 1695 nt
Organism: Nanorana parkeri
Lineage: Eukaryota; Metazoa; Chordata; Amphibia; Anura; Dicroglossidae
Product: catenin delta-2-like
Exons: 11
Coding region: 1-1521 (506 amino acids)
Biological process (GO): cell-cell adhesion; dendritic spine morphogenesis; cell-cell junction assembly
Cellular component (GO): nucleus; adherens junction; plasma membrane
Molecular function (GO): cadherin binding
Source: RefSeq, a predicted model, not a curated record
AUGACGACCGUUGAAAACUGUGUGUGCAUUUUAAGGAACCUCUCUUACCGUCUAGCUGCAGAAACUUCUCAGGGACAACAGAUAGGAACUGAUGAACUUGAUGGAUUGCUUUGUGGUGAAACAAUCAACAAAGACACUGAAAGUUCAGGAUGCUGGGGAAAAAAGAAGAAGAAAAAGAAAUCUCUAGACCAGUGGGAUGGAGUUGGGCCUUUUCCUGAUUGUGUAGACCCACCAAAAGGAAUCCAGAUGCUAUGGCAUCCAUCAAUAGUUAAACCCUACCUCACACUACUUUCUGAAUGCUCAAAUCCAGAUACUCUGGAAGGUGCAGCUGGAGCAUUACAGAACUUAGCUGCAGGAAGCUGGAAGUGGUCUAUAUAUAUUCGUGCUGCUGUUCGAAAAGAAAAAGGACUGCCAAUUUUGGUGGAGCUCCUUCGAAUAGACAAUGACAGAGUGGUGUGUGCUGUUGCUACUGCUUUACGGAAUAUGGCCUUAGAUGUUAGAAAUAAAGAACUAAUAGGCAAGUAUGCCAUGAGAGACCUGGUCCACCGUCUUCCUGGGGGGAACAACUGCAACACCCUUUCAAGCAAGGCUAUGUCUGAUGACACUGUCACUGCUAUAUGCUGCACCCUGCAUGAAGUUAUAACUAAAAAUAUGGAAAAUGCCAAAGCCUUACGAGAUGCAGGAGGCAUUGAAAAACUUGUUGGAAUUUCGAAGAGCAAAGGAGACAAGCAUUCACCGAAAGUUGUGAAGGCAGCAUCUCAGGUUCUUAACAGCAUGUGGCAGUACAGAGACCUCAGAAAUCUUUACAAAAAGGAUGCCCCUGGCUUGAAAGUGAAUGAGGAAAGCGGAUAUUCACCUACCCUGCAGUCUGAGCCAGACAACGCUCUGUAUACGCUCUCCCAGAGCCAAGCGACCAGAGUCAGUUCCCAAAUCCAGGAUGGAUGGUCCCAGUACCAAUUUGUAGCAUCAUCAUCAACCAUUGAAAGAGAUCGGCAAAGACCAUAUUCUUCCUCCAGGACACCAUCUAUUUCUCCAGUUCGCAUGUCACCUAACAAUAGAUCAGCAAGCGCUCCUGCAUCACCCCGGGAAAUGAUCAGCCUGAAAGAAAAGAAAGCAGACUUUGAAACAACUGGGUCAAAUGCCACAUACAAAGGAGAACACACAUCUAGAAAAGACACGAUGACAGAUCAAAUCACUGGAUCCUCAACCCUAUAUAGAAAUUCGUUUGGUCCACCGGCCGAUGAUAUCAAACACAAUCAGAUUUCUACACAGCCAGUUCCACAAGAAUCUAGUAGAAAAGACUAUGAAGCCUAUCAACCUUUUCAGAACUCAACAAGAAAUUAUGAUGAUUCCUUCUUUGAGGAUCAGGUGCAUCACCGCCCUCCUGCAGCAGAGUACAAUAUGCAUCUGGGAUUAAAGUCAACUGGAAACUAUGUUGACUUUUAUUCUGCGGCCCGCCCCUAUAGUGAACUGAACUACGAAACAAGCCACUAUCCGGCCUCCCCGGACUCCUGGGUUUGAGACGCAGAUCCAGGAAUCUGUGCAUGUGCAUGCCUGACUUAAGACAUUUUUCCUUGCAAAAUUUAGUUUAUUAAGCCUGUUCCUUAGAAAGAUCCUAAUUACUGUUGUGGAAAUUGGUUAUGGUGUUUUAGAAGGCUAAUGUAUUGGAAACUAAUAUUUCAUAGGACAUUAAUU